AUGGUGCGUCGUUUGCAGCGCGCCCGUCCAGGCCGGGGCGGCGGAACGCGUCGCUCGCAACCCAGACGAGGACAUGACGACAAUGAGAUCCCAGAGGCUUACUUGGAGAUGCUUGUGGAGGCGGAAUCUCGAGAUUCAACUUCUCUAGAAACAGAUCGGCCCAUCAAACGGAGGAAAGUGGGCGAGCGUGUGAGACCGGCCGCCUUGACCGCACCAUUAUUAGAUGACACCCCUACGACGAAUGCUCAAAUUGUAUCUCUGCCGGACGAAUCGGGCUCGGAUGAUGAAACUAGACAGGUUCAAACUGCUUACGAUUCUACGGCGUCUGAGGAGGACUCGGACGAAGAGGAGAUGGACUGGGAAGAGGUUGACAUCCAACAAGCACCAAUUCCAGUCGCCGCCUCUUCAGAUGAGUACUUCCAGCCGGCAGGGAGUGGCAGGACCGGCGAUGAAUCCCUUCAGAUCACGCUGGAAAAGCCAUCAACCGCUAGGAAAGCUGCUGUCCCCAGACGGAGGCCACUUUCUGCGGCAGAGAAGAAGCUACGCCUGGAAAUCCACAAAGUCCACCUGCUGUGUCUUCUGAGCCAUGUCAAUCGUCGAAAUAUCUGGUGCAAUGAUGAAGAAGUUCAGGGUUUCUUGAAACAAAUGCUCCCAAAGCAGAUAAUUUCCUUGUUGAACCCUCCAGAGAAUCGCCCGCAGCCUUCAAGAUCUGCCGUCUUCAUCGAUGGUCUUAACCAGGCUGCUGAUGUCUUUUCAAAGAGAUUCCGAAAGACAAUGCCCGGUCUGAAAAGACCCCAUUGGCAGGAUGAGCCCGAGGCUGUACAGGAUAGAGCGAAAUCAAUCAUGUCCGAUGCAGAAGUCUUUCUCUCGAGGGAUGACUUCCGCAAACAAGCAAAAUCUUUACGAGGCUCGCGGGACUUUGGAGCACAGUUAUUCUGUGCCCUGCUGCGUUCUGUAGCGGUAGAAGCCAGGCUGGUCUGCUCAUUACAGCCAUUGACAUUUUCCGGUGCCAUCAAGAAUACGACGACGCCCAAGAAACAGCGGUCUUCAUAUAUAGUCAUUUCCUCCGAUGAAAGCCAUGAAACUUCCUCAUCCGAGAAACAAUCACCAUUGCCGACAAGACGCCUGGGUCGUCCGCAGUUUACCUCGAAGCGGCCUUUGCAGGCUUCAUCUCGGCUGGAUCGCCCUCCCCGCUUAUCAGAAUCUUCCUACCCUGUCUUCUGGGUGGAGGCGUUCAAUGAAGUGGUACAGAAAUGGAUUCCCAUCGAUCCACUGGUGACGAUGUCUCUUGCAAAACCUUCAAAAUUCGAACCCCCGGCCAGUGAUCCGCACAAUCAGAUGAGCUACGUCGUUGCGUUUGAAGAUGACGGCUCAGCCCGUGACGUGACGAGACGGUACGCGAAAGCAUUCAACGCCAAGACGCGCAAGCUCAGAGUGGAAUCUACGAGAAACGGGGAGAUGUGGUGGACACGCACGUUACGAGCGUUCGAGAAACCAUUCCUAGAAGACCGCGACGAGAUAGAAGUGAGCGAACUGACUGCCAGAACCGCGGCGGAACCUAUGCCUCGCAACGUCCAAGAUUUCAAAGACCACCCGGUCUAUGCCCUCGACCGACAUCUACGACGAAACCAGGUCGUUCAUCCGAAACGGGUGAUUGGUCAGGUUAGUUUAGGUAAAUCUGGGAUGAAGAACGAAGUCCUGGAACCCGUUUACCGGCGCUCAGAUGUCCAUAACCUCCGGAGCGCGGAUGGAUGGUACCGUCUGGGCCGAGACAUCAAGUUAGGCGAGCAGGCCUUGAAACGGGUACGGCCCAGCCGGAACAGGGUUGCUGAAACCACGGACGGUGAGGGUGGUGACGAUCCGGUCGAGAUGACGCCACUCUAUGCAUCAUUCCAAACGGAGGUUUAUCAACCCCCACCGGUGAUCAAGGGUCGGAUCCCGAAAAAUGGGUACGGAAAUUUGGACGUCUAUGUGCCUAGCAUGGUUCCCCCUGGUGGAGUCCAUGUAAAACAUCUCGAAGCGAGACAAGCGGCCAGAAUCCUGGGGAUCGACUACGCGGACGCCGUGACUGGCUUUAAUUUCAAAGGGCGCCACGGAACAGCCGUCUUUGAGGGAGUAGUCAUCGCAGCAGAGUACCUUGAAGCCGUCCAGGAGGUGCUCAGAGGUCUCGAGCAUGAAAGAGUCCACGCUGAGCUCGAGUUGAGGUCUGCUGCAGCGCUUCAAAUGUGGAAGCACCUCUUACUCCGCCUACGAAUUGCGGAGAGGGUAAAGGGGUAUGCCGUCGAAGGUGAAGACGAAGAAAACAUCAGUGAUGCUGUGGAUGAAGCCGGUGCCGAGGAAGAUGCAGAUGAGGAUGUUGAGGUAGCCGGCGGGGGAUUUCUACUGGAAUCUCAUAUUGAAGAGGCAUCUGGUGGAGGUUUCCUACCGGAACCCCUUGACCGUGACAGCGGCGGUGUUUUAUCGAGUGGACUAGUCCAUGAAACGCAGUCUUCCCGACAUAGCCACCCUCCGGACGAAGACGAGGAUGAUUUUGGAGGAGGUUUCAUUCCAGAAGACGAAUCUGUGCAGUCGGCUUCAAUCAUUCAGCCUCUACCGCCCAUCCCUCCGCAGUCCACACUUCGCAGGGAACAAGCGGACAACCAACCGCGCUAUUCCCUUGUUGUGGUUCCCAACGAGCAACCGAACCACUCCAGCGGGUCUGAACUCCACCACGCAAAGCCCAGCACUCCCUCUGUUGAAAGCCCUGACCCUGGCCCACAGGUCGACCCGCCUACGAGGGACACGGUCGACGGGUCCUCUGAAGUGCCCAUCGUUGUCAGCUCGUCGGUCGGGGGUGACUCCAAGUCUGUAAGUCUAGAGGUUGUAUCUCGCAGCCCACCAGGAAUGCACUCGCCGGUCGACGAUGUCGAAGAACCCGGCAGCCAGGUGGACGAGGUGUCUUUGCUCUCGGAGGACCCGGACGAUGAAGACGCCAUUCCUGAAUGGCUGAUGUCUGACUGA
Penicilliopsis zonata CBS 506.65 is the source of this 3000-nucleotide messenger RNA. RefSeq lists its product as hypothetical. The record is from RefSeq and is a predicted model, not a curated record. Gene Ontology annotation, cellular component: cytoplasm; nucleus; nucleotide-excision repair factor 2 complex. The coding region runs from base 1 to 3000 and encodes 999 amino acids. Gene Ontology annotation, molecular function: damaged DNA binding; single-stranded DNA binding. The transcript is spliced from 4 exons. Gene Ontology annotation, biological process: mismatch repair; nucleotide-excision repair. NCBI's taxonomy places the organism in Eukaryota, Fungi, Ascomycota, Eurotiomycetes, Eurotiales, Aspergillaceae.